AUGCAGGCUCUCCGUGUUGACCAGUCUAGACAGCGCUUCUUGUCCGGUCUAGGAACCCUGGGAACUGCCUACCGCAGAGCUUUUAAAGCAGAGAAAUCCGAGAUCAAGAUGAAAAUCUUUUGCAAUACCCCAGGAGCCGUAGCAGUGAUCCUGUCUGCUCUCGUCGCCAAGGUCAUUGGCCUCGAUGACCCCAUCGAAGGCUACGCGGCCUUCACCCCCGAAUGGGAGGUUGAGGUCUCGCCCAGCGGUCGCAUGAUGCGCUUGAACGGCACCAUUGAGGAGAUUUACCGGGAGCUCCUGCUCAUCAACCCAAAGUACGAGGAGGAGUUCGUCAUCGCUCCAGAGCCAAAGAAGGAGCCGCCGCCGUCGGCCAAGCUUUCCGCCAACUCGUCGUCGCUUCAGGGGACGGACUGGAACCUCGGCACCAGUAUUUGCGGCGGCCGAUGGCAGGCCGCCUCCGUCCGGCGCAUCAAAGAGGGCAUUGAGCACCUCAGGAGGGUUCGAGGACGGCCGGGGAGCGAGCCCGGUCCUUCACGGUGCGGCCGCGUGAGCUGCUCCUACAACUCUGCCAUUUGGUGGUGCAACGACCUUGCGGCCAUGAUCAGUGCUGAUGGAGCAAACGUUGCGAAUAUCCAGGACGGAAGACCCAAGAAGCUCAGCUCGUUUUCGGACAUUGCAAACGGCGCGCAACUCCUCGUCACGAGAUGCGUCGAGUGGAUGAACCCGGAGCCAAGAGACAUCGGCGGCCAGGCCUUUCACCCGAGCAAGUGGAAUGUCAUUGUCCGCAGAGACCGGUGUUGA
This is a messenger RNA of Hirsutella rhossiliensis, 801 nucleotides long. RefSeq lists its product as uncharacterized. The record is from RefSeq and is a predicted model, not a curated record. Lineage: Eukaryota; Fungi; Ascomycota; Sordariomycetes; Hypocreales; Ophiocordycipitaceae. The transcript has 3 exons. Bases 1 to 801 code for a protein of 266 amino acids.